Molecule: messenger RNA, 1680 nt
Organism: Macrosteles quadrilineatus (aster leafhopper)
Lineage: Eukaryota; Metazoa; Arthropoda; Insecta; Hemiptera; Cicadellidae
Product: motor neuron and pancreas homeobox 1-like
Exons: 5
Coding region: 145-1086 (313 amino acids)
Biological process (GO): central nervous system development; neuron projection morphogenesis; regulation of DNA-templated transcription
Cellular component (GO): nucleus
Molecular function (GO): DNA-binding transcription factor activity, RNA polymerase II-specific; sequence-specific double-stranded DNA binding
Source: RefSeq, a predicted model, not a curated record
AGAUGUCAGUCUAUCCCAACCCCAACGCCAAAAAGGUCCCCAUGUGCUCGCGUCGCGGGUGCUAAAACCACGUGUGGUGCUAAGGGAUUGUUUGUGUGUGUGAAAAAAGAGAUGAAGAGUUGCGGGUGGUAGCAGAACCACGGGAUGUCCACUACCGAGUCUGGAGUCUACGACGAGGUGUCCACGGACUCGAAGGUCGACCUGAGUAGGUCCGGAAGGAACUCGUUCUGCAUAGAAGCGCUCCUAGGGCCAAGAGAACCUAGAACAGAAGACAAGAGAUCGUCUUCGCCGUACGCCAGCUCUCGCAGUCACAGUCCAUCGAUAUCUCCGGGGUCUGAAGAAUGUCCUUAUAACCUUCCUUCUAGUCCGUCCGAAACACCUCCACAGUCGCUUUUUAAAAACCAAGGUGUAGGUAUGGUGCCUCGACCUGGUAUGUUAUCCAUACUACCUCAGCUAGGAGGACCAGAGCACGUGUAUGGUGCCUACCCCGCAUCCUCAGCAUUUCAACCCCUAGGGCAGCGGACGGACCCGAAGAGUCCAACUGCGCCACUCACGCAAGGCCAGUUGCACCAGAUGCAUCUCGAAUGGCUGGCGAGAGCUGGCAUGUUCUAUGCAGGACCUCGCUUACAAGAUCUCACAGGUGCCCACCACGCCCUUAUGGGUAAAACAAGAAGGCCUCGCACUGCCUUCACAAGCCAACAGCUUUUAGAACUGGAAAAACAGUUCCGACAAAACAAAUACCUCUCUCGACCGAAGCGCUUCGAAGUUGCUACCAGCCUAAUGCUCACCGAAACACAGGUGAAAAUAUGGUUUCAAAACAGGAGAAUGAAGUGGAAGAGAAGCAAAAAGGCUCAACAGGAAGCGAAAUCUUCUAAAGAAGAUGGUGAAAAGAAGAGUGGAAGUACCUCGAGCAGUGGAUCGAACUGCAGCCCAACCAAAUGCGGCCACACGCUGACCCCGAGCCCUAGAGGGAAGCCAGAGAACGUCCGGACCUCUGGAGGAACUCUUCAUCAGAUCGUCCAACUGGCGCAGAUGGCUAGGACGAGGGAAACUGGAGAAUCCUUGUACAGACCCUAUGUCUCCUAGACCUUGUAGAUUACACCUCCCCCAAGUGAUAAAUGAGUGGAUUAACUUGAUCAGUUGGCUAUUGCCAACCGUAAAUACGAGUGUCAAAACGUGUACAUAUAGUUGGCUAUCCUGUACAGAAUGAGUAGUGAACCUUGUUCAAUUGGCUAACCCCAAAACACAGCCUUGAUGAAUGAGUGGCAUAACUACAGCUAGCUGUGAUGAACAUAGCAACAAUUAUACAGUUGGCUAUAACCACCCAUAAAAACCCGUACAAAACGUGUGCAUACAGUUGGCUAUCCUGUAAAGAAUGAGUGACCAGCCUUGUUCAAUUGGCUAUGGCCACCCUUGAUGAACGAGUGGCAAAACUAUAGCCAACUGUGAUGAACGUGUAGCAAAGUUGGCUAUAGCCACCCGUGAAAAAUUAGUGACUAAACGUGUAAAUAUAUCUGGCUAACGUGCAAAUAAUGAGUGACAAUUCUUGUUCAACUGGCUAUAGCCACUCUUGAUGAACGCUUGAUGAAAACUAUUGCCAGCUGUGAUGAACAUAGCAAAACUUGUACAGUUGGCUAUAACCAAAGACUGUAUUCGUCGGUAAAGAUCAGCUGUAACAGU